Messenger RNA from Brassica rapa (field mustard), 621 nucleotides. RefSeq names its product 60S ribosomal protein L35a-1. The record is from RefSeq and is a predicted model, not a curated record. Gene Ontology annotation, biological process: translation. NCBI's taxonomy places the organism in Eukaryota, Viridiplantae, Streptophyta, Magnoliopsida, Brassicales, Brassicaceae. Gene Ontology annotation, cellular component: ribosome. Gene Ontology annotation, molecular function: structural constituent of ribosome.
AUGGGCUGCCCAUGGGAAUCACUUACUCCUUCAGAUAUUAGGGGCUGUCGUCUCCGUUUUCUGAAAUCAAGUGCCGAUUUGCUCUAUGUCAGAGGAGUCAUACUUGGGUACAAAAGGUUAAAGUCGAACCAGUAUCCAAACACGUCCCUGAUCCAAGUGGAAGGAGUUAACACGACAGAGGAAGCGGAAUGGUACAAAGGGAAACGUAUGGCUUACAUCUACAAAGCUAAGACCAAGAAGAACGGUAGUCACUACCGCUGCAUUUGGGGCAAAGUCACAAGGCCUCACACCAAAUUCACAUCCAACUUGCCUCCUAAAUCUAUGGGAGCUCGAGUUCGAGUGUAUAUGUAUCCGAGUAACAUCUAAAGCUGGCCUUUUGUCCUCAAGUAUCUUCUCAAAUGUUUUGGAGAAACAAUAUGGUUUAAGUCGAGCCUUGGAUCUUUAUUCAAAACGUUAGCUAGAGGAUCCCUUGUGUUUACCAAGUACAGCACAUCACAGUGUAAAUUAGUUGACCAUGUCUUAGGAAUCUACACGUGGCUUAGGAAUGUACACGUGUCUUUGAUCAUUACAACCAUAUAUCUUCACCUCUUUCGCUCUGAACAUUGAAGAUAUCGAAUAGUA